AUUUUGAUUCUUUUGAUAUUUGAAGUUCGAACGCGGAAGUGGCUCCCUGGCUUUCGUGUAUUGACGCUCGCAUUGCGAAACAUGUCGAAUUGUUAUUUUAGAAUUACAACAAUGUCUAAAUUAUGGUGAAUAGGUCAUCGGUGCCAUAGCAGUAAAAAGAAAAGUUCAUAAUGGCCUCGCGAGGAGACAAAGCAAACGGAAAUGGCGAGGAGCAGAUUGUGGAGACACUGGCGGAAGUGUUCCGCUGCUUCAUCUGUAUGGAGAAGCUGGUGGACGCACACUUAUGCCCGCACUGCUCGAAGCUGUGUUGCUACGCGUGUGUCCGACGAUGGCUGACGGAGCAGAGGUCGCAGUGCCCUCACUGCCGGGCGGCUCUCCACCUGCACGAGCUGGUGAACUGCCGCUGGGUAGAGGAGGUGACGCAGCAAAUCGAGACCAUGCAGCAGACCAACACGGCCUCACAACGUGAGAAUUUCAGGGACAGAUGCCCGACGCACCAGGAAAAGCUGACGGUGUACUGCUGGACGUGCCGCCGGUGCAUCUGCCACCAGUGCGCGCUGUGGGGCGGCACGCACUCCGGACACACCUUCAAGCCGCUCGAGGAGGUGUACGAGCAGCACGUCACGCAGAUACGCGACGAGGUGUCGCAGCUCAGGCGGCGGCUGGUCGAGCUGAUCAGUCUGGUGCAGGAUGUGGAACGCAACGUGGAGUCGGUGCGUGCGGCGAAAGACGAACGCGUCCGUGAAAUAAGGAACGCCGUCGAGCUCAUGAUAUCGCGGCUGGACUCGGCGCUGAAGGCCAAGCUCCUCACGCUGAUGGGUCAGAAGAAUAGCCUCACGCAGGAGACGGAGCAGCUCGAACAUCUGUUGCAGGAGGUGGAACAUCAGCUGCAUGCCAGCACACGAUCCGAAUUGAUAGCGAAGAGUGGUGAUUUAUCGAAGAUGAUACACCAAGUCCGAAAAAAACCGAUGGCGAGUUUUGUGACUGCGCCCGUACCGGCAGAUUUCCACAGCGAGAUCGUGCCGAGCUACGACAGCAGCACGUUCCCGCUGACGAGCUUCACGCAGCUGCAGCACGCGGCGGCGCCGGUGUACUCCGCGCCGCUGCACGUGCACGGGCUGUGCUGGCGCCUCAAGGUCUACCCCGACGGCAACGGCGUCGUGCGCGGCAACUACCUCUCCGUGUUCCUCGAGCUCAGCGCCGGUCUGCCCGAGACCUCCAAGUACGAAUACCGCGUGGAGAUGCUGCACCAAGUGUCACGUGACCCCACCAAGAACAUUGUGCGCGAGUUCGCCUCCGACUUCGAAGUGGGCGAGUGUUGGGGCUACAACAGGUUCUUCAGGCUGGACCUGCUUGCGAGCGAGGGAUAUCUCAAUCCGGAAACAGAUACGCUUAUAUUGAGGUUCCAAGUGCGUCCGCCGACGUUCUACCAGCGCUGCCGCGACCAGCAGUGGUACAUCAACCAGCUGAUCACCAUGCAGAACCAACACGUGUUGCAGAUUAAUGAUCUCAAAGAGCGUCUGUCCCUGGAGAUGUCCCGCAACUCGCUGGCGGCGCCGCGCGCGCUGCCGCCGGGCGCGUCCCCGCCUCAGGCCGCCGCCGACGACAAGCACGCGCACAACAACCCCGUCGACGGCAUCAGCCUCAGCGACUCCAUCGUCUUCACCAACCAGUGGAAGUUCAACGCGCCGCAGGGCCUCAUGCCCACGCCCAGGCUGCCCAACUCUGCUGACGUUCUAAACACGGCCAUGUUCGAGGACACGCGCAACAACGACGUGUCGAGUCAGCAGGGCGCGUUCGCGUACGGAGACUUCGCGCAGUCCGACCGGCGCAUGAACGGCCCGCACUCGCUACUGACACCCUACAACUUACCAUCCACUUCACGCUCGGCGAACUCCUUGCACGUGCCGGGCACGGACAACAUGGCGCUGGUGAGCCUGCACACGCUGCUGAGCGCCGCCAACGCGCCCAGCCGCGUGCCCAGCAAGCUCGCCAACAAGCAGCCGCGCCCCGACAAGCAGCACGCGCCCGCCAAGGAACCCGCCUUGACCGCGGUAGCGAGCAGCCCAGUGACCGAAGCCGGUUCAUCGUCGACGAACGUGGUGCUGUGCUCGUCGAUAUCGUCGCCCGAGCUGAACGGUAGCGGUGGCGGCGGUGGCGGCGGUGGCGGCGGUGGCGGCGGCGGCGCGAGCGCACAGACGGCCAGCGCGUGCCGCUCGCCGGGCGGCGCGCCCGACGCGGACGGCGCCGGCGCCGCGCACGCCGCGCUCGCCGCCUCCGAGUCCAGCAGCGACACCGGCGAACUAAUGUUCAGCGAAUUGGAGGCAUUUGCUGAUGACAAUAGCGUAGUAGUACAUGUGGACGAGAACUCCAAUGAGGAGAAUGAUGUUGACGAUGAAACCAUGUCGGGCGAGAACGACGUGGACGGACUGUGCUCGGAGGGCGCCAACGUGGACGCACUCUCGCGACUGUUGCGAGCUGGACGCUCGGCACGCGAGCCGCGCGGAGGGGCGGGGGCGGGGGCGGGGCGCGGGCGCGGCGCACGCGCAGUCACGCCCGCCGGCACCGACGCGCCGCCGCCCCCCGCCGCGCUGCUGGCCGCGCCGCGCCGCGACGACGACCCGCAGCUCUCCACCGCCGCGCACACCGACAUGCUGCUGCUCAACCUCAUGCGCAUCAAUGGACUCACGCCACACCACUCCAAACACGGUCCGAAGCGCAACUGGAGCAGCCGCAGCAGCCCGUGCGGCCCGGAGGCGCGCGUGUGGCGGCGCACGGGCUCGUGCUCGGCGCCGGCGCCGCCCGCCGCGCCCGCCGCGCCGGCCGCGUGCGCUGCGCGGGCGCGCCGCUCCGUGCGCGCGCCGCUCUCGCCCGGACAGCUGCGACACCACGCCGCGCCCGGCCACCUGCCCGGCUUCACGAUGACGCCGCCGGGUACGCCGGAACGCGCCGCGCUGUCGCCCGUGUCCAACGUGUCGCUGCACGACUUCUGGCCCUCCGUCUCCUCCGUCAGCGACAAUGACGAGGUCGAGCUCUUUUCGGAUUACAACGACACGUUGUUCGAUAUGCUGCUGAACACAUUGUCGCUGGAAGGUGGUGGACUGGAGGGUGAAGACGCGCGGCCGGCCACCCCUCCCGUGCAGCCGUGGAUCCCGCCCACCGUGCCGCCGACACCUACCCACUCCACACAUAACCACUCGAACCACUCGAGCAGCCCCGUCCCUGGCCCCUCGGGUCUCAACGGGCACUCAAGCCACUCCGCCCCUAGCUCGUCGCCCCCCCACAUGGACUGACCACGUGCCCGCCCCCAAACGUACCCGCCCUUCUAUCGAGACUACUACCGCCGCGAAUAUUACCAUUGACCACUAGAGGUACUUCAAUCUACGGGCAAUCUUGGUUUAUUUCGAAAUAUCGAUUGUAUCGAUACUGUGGAAUGAGAUCUUUGAGUUUUUUUUUACCAAACGAAUCAAUUGGAUGUAUCUAUGGUUUUAGGCGUGUUUAACAAAAAAUAAUGUUAUAUUUAUUGGCACAAAUUUAUUAUUUAAAAUUAAUAUUGUAAUUAAUAUAUUUGUUUUCGAAUUAGCAUAUUCAGAAGGGGGCUAUAAUAGUAUGGUGCGGAAUAGUAAGAAUAUAUUACAGUUCGUUAUAUUCAGACAAGGGACAACAGUGUAGUUAGUUUCAAUUCACUCGCGUCCUUAUUUAUUGAAACAUUGGGUUACUUUUUGUAUGCCCGAAAACGGAAUAAUCUAAAGAUAUAUGGCAAUUAGUAAGAGAAGUGUGAACACCAACUUCAUAAAGAUAUACUCGCGGCAAUUUCAAGAAACAUUUGCCGGAGUCGAUCGAACUGGAAUAAGACGAAUAACAGCCAGUCAGUAACAAAUACGCAUGUACCUAAGAAUUUAAUUCUACUUUAUCGACAUUUAUUUAGUUUGUAUUUCUCAUAGGUAAGUGUCAUAAAUCACUGGAAGGGCCGAUUUAAUUUUUUAUUUUUGACUUAAUACAUUAUGCAAGGUUUAGUUCCGAUAUAGAAUUUUUUUUAUAAUUUUUACCAAUAAUAUUAAAUAUCUGUCUCAACAGUUCUCAAUACAUAAUUAACCGAUAUUCAAUUCGUGAGCAUUUAAAUAUUCAGUUUUAGCAAAAUAUACGGCUCUUUCAGACAUUGGUGUAGGCUGUAUAGCAAAAUAUAUAAUGAAAAAUAAUUUUUGUUGUGAUUCAACGGAUAUAACUUUCGUUUCUCAAAAAUAUAAGAUCCUAGUCUUUUUGUGUUUAGUCCGAGCUUUGGACGUUUCUCGAGACGAAUAUACAUGUAUGAAUGAAAGAUUUCUAAUAGCGUAAUUUAAAUCUUUCGUUGAUUAACUAUCAGUCUGCUUUAGUGAUAUUCUAUUUCUGAAGGUUUCUCGUGCAAAUGCCACUAUAUUUAGAAACCGUGCACUGCCAUAUUACCUCUUAAAAGGUGGCACUAAAGUUGUAAAUGUCUCAAACAACUGCAUUUUUUCUGUUAAUUUUCUUCUCGUAGUUCAACGAUAGGUUUAGACAAUUAUUGUGUGCUUCUGAUGCGGUAUGAGUGCAGCUUGUAGCGGGCAUUAGUUGAAGACUCAAAAAAAAUAACGAUCUCUUUAAAAUUAUGAUAUUUUUAGGCACGAUUUUUUUAAAAAUUGUUUUGCAGUACAAUUAUUACAGGUGCGUGUUCGAUGUUUUUGUGUUUGCUUGUGUGUGUGCGACUGUGUUGUUCAUUUACAACAUUUUACUUCAAUGUUCGUAGAUUGAAUUGGAAGCAGUGCUAGUUUAAUAUUAAGCUAUAUUUUAUGAUAUACUCCAGUGUGUAGUGAAUGCGUAAGGAAAGUCAAAAGUAUUAUUUAUGUUAGGAUGUAAAAGGUGUGAAGUAUGAUAUCUGAGUAGAUAUUUCCGAGGUUAUAAUUAAUGACAAUGUAGUACAUUUCGAUUCUAUUAGAAUUUCGUUUAGGAAUUAAUGUUUAGAAUUUAUUAUCAUGCAGUAGUAGACACUAAUUAGACUCGUUUAGCAGACUUGUGUACUAGUUUGACUCGCAUUUGAGUCGGUGACGUUCGAGCCAUGUCAACAGAAUUAUUUUUAUGUUAAAAUUGAUAUUUAUUAAUACCCAAUGAGAUAUUAGGUUUUAUUAGAUAUAUAAAAAAAUAUUAAAAAGUCAUUAUCUGAAAAAAAUAUAAUAUACGCGAUACGAAUAUUUUUAUUACUUAGGUAUUUGACUAAAUUUUGAUUUGUGAUACCAAUCGUCAUAAAUCAAACAGUUACAUGAUGGGAAAGUUUUUUUUUUUAUAUAAUUCAUGCAGGCCUGUGACUUUCCGUCCUCGUCACUAUAGGUCAAUUUCCAUAAACAGCUACAGAGCGCAUGACGGGAUCGCAAACUGCGUACCGCCGAUUUAUUCGGCUCAAGUCGAGAAAAGUAGCGUUCAUGCGUCCAGAAUGAAUUGCGCUUUUAUACUAAACCAUUUGUUGUCAGCAGUCAACUGCACACGAAAUAACAUGUUUUUUUUUCGAGUCUCAAAUGUUUGUGACAAUCACAAGUAAAAAGGUCACAUAUUUUCUCUGCAUGUGUUUAGUGGUAGUUUUGUCUAGAUAGUGUUUUAUCCAGUGGCAUUAAAUGCCCUGUUCCUUCGUAAUGCCCUCAAGGCCAAACUAAUAUGAUUCUACAAUCGCAUUUUCUCUAUUUAUGGCAGAUUUUGGGGUCAAGACAUUGAUAAAAAAAAGGUUCGCAAUUCUAGAACCAUGUCAAAUCAUUACGUAAUUCCCUACUUUAAUUUCUGAGAUCUAAAACACUUGUAGCUAUUAUGGCCUACGCGCAUAUCUUACAAAGAAUUUUGCAUAUCUGUCAGGUUAGAACUAAAUUAAUGUAUAUAUAUCUAUGUUAUAAAGGCCUUUGUAUUAAAGUAUGAACUCAUUGCAUUCAUUAAAAAUAAAAAGUCUUUUCUUGACCUCAAAAUGUAUUGCUCCAAAGCUACUUAUCGUAAUAGUUCAAAUUGAUGUGUGUAGAGGCCGUCUGUGUGUACUGGCAGAGGCAUUGUCUAUGGUAUGAUAUAAUUAAUGAAUCGCUUAGUUCGCGUAGACUGAACAGUUCAAACGUGUGAAUCGCUUGAUGUGUGUUUUAUGUUUCUAGAGUACACUCGUUUUUAUGGUGCAAUUGCUUUGUCGUUAGUAUAUUUGUGAAGACUGUAUUUUUUAUUGUCACGUGGCGGUUUGUGUGCUUAUAGCUUAACUCGAGUAGUGUUGUAAAUGCUGGCCAAUAGGCGGAUAAAAAUUCAGUUAAAGUAUGCGGAGUUUAACGAGCAUAGCGCGUUUUUCUUACCCCGCUUUCUGGAAAACAUCGGAUGUAUUCAAAAUGACAUCCUCUAUGUUAUCAAUAACUUAUCUCCUUAUGUUUUGUGUUUAUAUAGACAUAAUAUUGCAUUGUCCACUGCUUUUGGAAACGCCUAUUUUUAUGCAUUACUAAUUGUGUACUGAGGACAGCCAUUUUCUACAUUUCCUAUCAAUAACAUAAAUGUGAAAUGAGAGUCAAGUUCAAUAUUAUAAUACCUUGGUUGUUGACUUCAACGACAAAAGUUAGAUCUAAAUGGGUGCCAAGUUCAAUGGUCAGUCCUGCAAAUUUAUAACAACAUAAAAUAUCUUAGCAUAAUAUUAUAUUGAAGCCUAAAGCCUGAGUUGGCUAGUUCGAAUUAGUUGUAGUUGUAGUAGUUGAAGAGUUCGAAUAUAUUGUUAGCUUGAACUUGGCUUGACACUACCGCGUGUCUGUAUAUCGAUGAAGGUAAUUGCACCAGUGAGGGUCUGUAAUUUGUAUUAGUAGAAUACCUGAACUGUUAUUUCCUAUUUAUAAAUGUUUAGAUCAUUCACGGACUUACAUUGUAUAUACAUGAAUAUGAUAAAAUUAACAAUGAAACGAAACACAGUAAGGCUUGUAAAGCUCAUUGAAUAUCCAAAAUGAUUGUAUAUGUAUCUAGGACGGGUUUAUCUAAACAUUUCUUCUUGUUUUCUGAAUUUGUUUUGUGUAAAUGGACCCUUAUACCUUGUAUUUACAGGGAAUAUUUAAAUUUUUAUAGACCUAAUGCUUCGUGUGUAGCAAUUCAUUCAAAUUUUGUUUAAAUUCAAUUGAAAUCUUAGUACAAUGUUGAUUUAUAUUCGGAAUGAUAACCUACUGUCUUUCAUGUACUGUUAUGAUUGAGUAUGCAUAUUUGUCGUAAUAAAGUGUUUACUUGGAAAA
Molecule: messenger RNA, 7232 nt
Organism: Manduca sexta (tobacco hornworm)
Lineage: Eukaryota; Metazoa; Arthropoda; Insecta; Lepidoptera; Sphingidae
Exons: 17
Coding region: 171-3293 (1040 amino acids)
Biological process (GO): protein autoubiquitination; negative regulation of centriole replication
Cellular component (GO): aggresome; peroxisome
Molecular function (GO): tumor necrosis factor receptor binding; ubiquitin protein ligase binding; zinc ion binding
Source: RefSeq, a predicted model, not a curated record